This is a messenger RNA of Pelecanus crispus (Dalmatian pelican), 2314 nucleotides long. Lineage: Eukaryota; Metazoa; Chordata; Aves; Pelecaniformes; Pelecanidae. The record is from RefSeq and is a predicted model, not a curated record.
CUUGGUGAGACUGGAAGGAUGCAGCCAUCCUGUUGUUAUGAAAGGCUUGUGUGCAGAAUGUGGCCAGGACUUGACUCAGAUACGAAGCAAAAAUGGAAAGCAGAAUGUGCCAUUAUCCACAGCAACUGUGUCUAUGGUUCACAGUGUCCCAGAACUGAAAGUUAGCUCUGAGCAAGCUGAGCAGCUAGGAAGAGAAGAUCAACAGCGACUACAUCGAAAUCGAAAACUGGUGCUCAUGGUAGAUUUGGACCAGACAUUGAUCCAUACUACAGAACAGCACUGCCAACAAAUGUCUAAUAAGGGAAUAUUUCAUUUCCAGUUAGGUCGAGGUGAGCCCAUGUUGCAUACUCGUUUGCGUCCUCAUUGUAAGGAAUUCCUGGAAAAAAUUGCCAAGCUGUAUGAAUUACAUGUUUUUACUUUUGGCAGCAGACUGUAUGCGCAUACAAUUGCAGGAUUUUUGGACCCUGAAAAGAAGCUUUUUUCCCAUCGGAUAUUGUCAAGGGAUGAAUGUAUUGAUCCAUUUUCUAAAACUGGGAAUCUUAGAGAUCUCUUCCCAUGUGGGGAUUCCAUGGUUUGCAUCAUUGAUGACAGAGAGGAUGUUUGGAAGUUUGCACCAAACUUGAUAACUGUGAAGAAAUAUGUAUACUUUCAGGGGAUAGGAGAUAUUAAUGCACCUCCUGGAUCAAGGGAAGUUCAAAUGAAGAAGAAAGUAAACCACUCUACAAAACCAGAGGCACUGGAUUCAGCAGUGACAUCAGCAAAAGAUGCUGAAGAAAUAAAGAAUGUUACAUGUGUAGAAGAACAAAGCAAUGGUCUCAAAGCUACAAAGGACACUUGCGCUGCAAAUGGAAGUACUUCUGUAAGCAGUGAAACAUCUGGCUGGGAUAUGAACUCUCGUGAUAAAGUUAAUGCCCAGGACUCUUUAAAUGAUAGCACUGAUCACAAAAUGGACAGUGAGGUCACUAAUGAUUUGACAAAUACAAAAGAAUCUCAGAUUUUUUUAGAACAGGUUGAUAGCACAAUGAUAGAGAAGCAGCAAACCCAAGACAAGACAACAAAUGACUUGGACUUUGAACUGUCUAGUGACAGUGAAAGUGACGGUGGAUUGGAUACCAGAAAGUCAUCCACUUCUGUAUCAGAUAGUGAAAACGAGGAAAAGAGAAGCUGGAAGAAAUCAAAACAACCUCUGCAGGAUGAAAAUUUACAAAAAGAGAGUUGCACUGAUGUGAGUGAGAAGAAGGGUGGUCUGGUGAACCAUUCUGGGGAUGUGCAAUCUCUACCUAGUGAAAACAUUCAUGACAAAACUGAUCUUGAGGCACAAGAAGAAAGUGAACAGGAAAGCCUUUGUGAUUUAGGAAAUGGGUGUGCAGACAAGAAAGAAGCUGAAACAGAGUCUCAGAAUAGUGAACAGUCUGGAAUUACAAUGGGUGAGUCCUUAGACCAGAGUAUGGAAGAAGAAGAGGAGGAGGAUGAUACAGAUGAUGAUGACCAUUUAAUAUACCUCGAAGAGAUCCUUGUGCGGGUUCACACUGAUUAUUACACAAAAUAUGAUAAAUACCUGAAAAAAGAGAUUGAGGAAAUUCCAGACAUCAGAAAGAUAGUGCCAGAAUUGAAAAGUAAAGUGUUGGCAGAUGUAACCAUAAUAUUUAGUGGACUGUACCCAACAAACUUCCCCAUUGAGAAAACACGAGAACACUAUCAUGCCACAGCACUUGGAGCUAAAAUUGUGAAGAAUCUAGUACUGAGUGCUGAUGAUCCUGACAAAGCAACACAUCUCAUUGCAGCAAGGACAGGCACAGAAAAAGUACGGCAAGCUCAGGACUGCAAGGACCUCCAUGUUGUAAAUCCCGAUUGGCUGUGGAGCUGCCUGGAGCGUGUUUUUUUUUUUCCCUUGAAGGAUGACUACAUCAAAACACACAGAGAGAACAGCCCUGCCACGUUUCCUGAUACACACAGCACAUUUCAGACAGCUUUGUUUCACCCAACACCUAUCCAUCCAAAGUCUCAACCUGGUCCUGAAGUUCGGCUUUAUGAUCCUAACACUGGAAAGCUAAUCAGGAAAGGUGCUCAGACCUCUGGCCAGUCGAUGUACAUCCAGUCUCCAGCUCCUCCCAUCACCUUACCAGUCCACGGCGAACACUCAUCCUUCAGAGUUGUUCAACCACAUCAGCAGCAGAUGUUCGAAGAAGACCUACCAGCGAGUGAAAAUGAAGAGCAGCCUGGUCCAUCUAAGCGGAAACGCCAGCCAAGUAUGUCUGAGACAAUGCCCCUGUACACCCUAUGUAAAGAGGAUUUAGAGAGUAUGGAUAAAGAG